AGAAGGCAGCGAGGUUAGGGAAUUAGGGUUUUAGAUUUCCUCCUCAGUUCGAGCUCCAGAGACCCUGAAAGUUCAGCAGCCAUGGCGACCACCAAAGUUCAAAGGAUCAUGACCCAGCCCAUCAACUUGAUUUUUAGGUUUCUUCAAAGUAAAGCUAGGAUCCAGAUAUGGCUCUUUGAGCAGAAAGACUUGAGGAUCGAGGGACGAAUUACCGGUUUUGACGAAUACAUGAAUUUGGUGCUGGAUGAUGCAGAAGAAGUGAAUGUCAAGAAGAAGACCAGUAAAACGCUCGGGAGGAUUUUACUUAAAGGAGACAACAUAACUCUGAUGAUGAACACGGGCAAGUGAGGACUGUAUCGACAAACCUGCUUGUAUUGCCAUCUUGGAUGAUGGAUGUGUAGAUUCGGCUUCCGGGUUUCUGGGAACUCUCUAGAUGUUUGAUGUUUUCAUUCACCUUAAACUUGUGCUUGACACUGCCAGCAUAUCAGAUUGUAGUGACAACUUUGAGAUUAAGGAACCUUUGAUUGAUGGUGGCGUU
Messenger RNA from Tarenaya hassleriana, 538 nucleotides. RefSeq names its product small nuclear ribonucleoprotein E-like. The coding region runs from base 82 to 348 and encodes 88 amino acids. Gene Ontology annotation, cellular component: U1 snRNP; U2 snRNP; U4 snRNP. Lineage: Eukaryota; Viridiplantae; Streptophyta; Magnoliopsida; Brassicales; Cleomaceae. The transcript is spliced from 6 exons. Gene Ontology annotation, molecular function: RNA binding. The record is from RefSeq and is a predicted model, not a curated record. Gene Ontology annotation, biological process: spliceosomal snRNP assembly; mRNA splicing, via spliceosome.